Molecule: messenger RNA, 983 nt
Organism: Zea mays
Lineage: Eukaryota; Viridiplantae; Streptophyta; Magnoliopsida; Poales; Poaceae
Source: RefSeq, marked validated
AAACAAAGUAAAGUGGGGGGAAAAGCAUGGCGAUAGCUCUUCUCCCAUCCGUUCGUCUUCUUCCACAAAGUCUCUCCAGAAGGCCACCACCAACCUCGUCGCCAUUAUCCGUUCGCCGCCCACGGCCAAGAGCCCUUCCCCUCCCUCGCGUCCACUGCCGCGCCGGCCGGACCCCGGACCCCCUCACCGCUGCUAGGGAGGCUGCUGCCUUUUGGGCUGGGAAGCUCGCCGGCGCUGUGCCAUGGAAGGCCGCGGUCUCCGGCGUGGUCGCCCUCGCCGUCUCCUUCACCUGCCUUGUUGGUUUGGCCAAUGCCAGAACUGGGGUAAACAAACCAGAAUUGCUUCCUAAAGAAUUUACUACCGUCAUCGAUGUUGCUGGUUUUCUCUCGUCAGGCCAGGAAAACCGUUUGCGCCAAGAGAUAGAAGACCUGGAGAAAGAUACAGGGUACAAACUGCGAGUUCUUGCACAAAAUUAUCCUGAUACACCUGGAUUGGCUAUCAAAGAUUUUUGGCAGGUUGAUGAGCGUACUAUUGUUUUUGUUGCUGAUCCAACCUUUGGUAACAUAAUAAAUUUUAACAUUGGUCCAUUAGUUGAUUUAGACGUCCCUCGGAGCUUUUGGAGUCAGGUUUCAGGGAAGUAUGGGAACAUGUUCUACUGGAAAGAAAAGGGAGAGGACGCCUCAAUCGAAGCUGCUGUGACGGCAAUAUCUCGAUGUCUAAGGAACCCCGCCGGGACAAAUAACUGUUCGGAGGUAUUAUAGAAAGUGAUGAGUUAUGCCGCACAAAGGAACAUGGAAAUGACAGAUGCAUGUGUACAGAAGUGAAAUACUAGAACAACAUAGAGGCUAAAGAUGUCUCAUGGUCUCCAGAGAACUAAGGCUUCACUCUUUGAAAUCGAGAGCUUUUAUCUGGUCGUGAAUAUGGAUAGUUUUACAAUGUGACUGGAUUUUAAAAUGUCUAAAUAAGAGAGAAAUUUGAGAUCU